Messenger RNA from Funneliformis geosporum, 124 nucleotides. The record is from the annotation of a GenBank genome assembly. Lineage: Eukaryota; Fungi; Glomeromycota; Glomeromycetes; Glomerales; Glomeraceae.
GGAUUUUAUUCAGAUGUUGCUUACUUUCCCACUUGAUCCUCCUCACGUCACUAUUGAAAUCAUGCAAGAUUCGAUUUAUGCUAAUUCGCCAAUUCUAGAUGAUCAAAGAUUUGCUGAUGAAUUU